AUGUGGUGCGCGAGCCCAGCCGUCUGGCUGGCCUUUUGCGCCGGGCUCUGGGUCUCUAACCCGGCGCCGGCGCUGGGCCAGGAGGCCGGGGGGCGCCCGGGGGCCGACUGUGAAGUAUGUGAAGAAUUCUUGAACCGAUUCUACAAUUCCUUGAUAGCCAGAGGAAUUAACUUUUCUCUGGACACCAUAGAAAAAGAAUUGGUCAGCUUUUGCUUGGGCGUCAAAGGAAAAGAAAACCGCCUGUGCUAUUAUCUAGGAGCAACAAAAGAUGCAGCCACAAAGAUCCUAAGUGAAGUCACUCGUCCAAUGAGUGUGCACAUGCCUGCAAUGAAGAUUUGUGAGAAGCUCAAGAAGAUGGACAGUCAGAUCUGUGAGCUGAAAUAUGAAAAGAAAUUAGACUUAGCAUCAGUGGACCUGUGGAAGAUGCGAGUGGCAGAGCUGAAACAGAUCCUGUACAGCUGGGGAGAAGAAUGCAGGGCCUGCGCGGAGAAAGCUGACUACGUAAAUCUGAUCAAGGAGCUGGCACCCAAGUAUGCAGCGAUGCACCCCAGGACAGAGCUGUGACCCUCAAAUGCUGGGGCACCACUGGUUGUAAUUAGAGACAAAAUGAGUCUCUAGGAUAUGGAUGAGUUGGUUAAGAGUAACUGGGAAUUGCACUGUGCAUGGUCACAUACAUUUUGUUUUGAUAUGACACUUAAGGACUGGUUGCUUGGGUUUGUAAGUAAAACAGUUAAUAUUGGUGGUAUCUUACAUUUUCAGUGUACCAAAACCUAAAAGUGCCUUUCUCAUAAUUUUCUGGUAAGGACUAUGUAAAUGAUUAUUGGCUACCUCCUAAAAUUGGGAAAAGCGAACUAUUGAAAAAUUGAUGUAGUAAAUUGAUUCUAAGAAGGAGGAUAAUGCUCACAGGCCUCUCUGUGAACAAAUAUUUAAUUGAAUGGGUUGGAUUAGGACAGAAGGAACAAUGUUUAGCUUAUUAACUCUACACUUCAACUCAAAAUAAUAACCUGGCAUAAUAAAAAGUUUUUUAAAAAAAGUAAAUUGUAUUUUCAACUGCAAAUCAUUCUACUUUCUAGUUCUCUUUGAUAUCAGAAAUUAGAGGGCAGGAGGCACUACUUGAAAUCAGUGUCUCCCAUAAGAAGAAGCCUGUUUAAAACCCAUUUAAAACCUGUUUAAACCUACUUAAAGGAAAUAGAUCAAGAAUCUACUGAAGUGUAGCCAAUGUUUUAGUAAAUUGUAUCAACACAAGUGAACAGAACUCAAGGUCUUUUGCAUGCCUUUCUAUCACACAGUAGAUAAGCUUUUGAAAGAGGAUUAAAACAUAUUAAGGGCACAUGCAGGCAACAUGGAGCUUUAUGGUUCUCAGUGCUAUUUUAUCAGCUUUAAACUGCAAAAAUCAUUUUUGUCUCCAUUUUCUGGUCACAUAAGAAGGAGAUCUGCUGUAGAAGUGGCUGCCUCUGUGUGGCAGGUGGAGAUGGGGAAUGACUGCAGAGCAACUCAAGGGAACUUUCUGGGAUGAUGGGACCCCCUAUGUUUUGAUGGUGGUUACAUGGGUGAAUAUCAUUGUUAAACUCAUCUGGUAGUAAAAUGAAGAUCUGGGUAUUUUGUUGUAUAUAAAUUAUAUCUAAAAGACUGCUGUAGAAAAACUAUUUGAAAAUUAAUUAAAAUUAAAUGAUUCAAAA
Molecule: messenger RNA, 1679 nt
Organism: Myotis myotis
Lineage: Eukaryota; Metazoa; Chordata; Mammalia; Chiroptera; Vespertilionidae
Gene: CDNF
Product: cerebral dopamine neurotrophic factor
Exons: 4
Coding region: 1-564 (187 amino acids)
Biological process (GO): neuron projection development; dopaminergic neuron differentiation
Cellular component (GO): endoplasmic reticulum
Source: RefSeq, a predicted model, not a curated record